GAACAGGAAUCCUCUACAACCAUGGCACCGAAUGGCAGUGAAAUGGGUCUCUCCCAGCCUGCCACAUUUGGUUUAAUUGGAUUCCUCUCCGUUGCAGUUAUUGGUAUCCUUUUGGGUUGUAUCGUCAUGACAUUAAUGGUGCGGAAGUACAGGAGAUCAGCGAAUCAGGCUAGUAGUCAGCAGCAAGGGACAGCGAAACAAAACUGUUACAACGGACCACAACAUGGUGAGGAAGGUUGCUUGGAACUUAACGUUGUCCCUCCCAAGCUACCAGAGAGAUCUUCACGAGAUCAGGGUGAAACAUACGAAACGCCACGACAUGCUGACAAUGGAGAUGUUUAUGAAGAUAUUAAGAUCUAAGAAGAAGAAGAAUACAAAAUCUAGUAGUACUUCUCUAGCUCUCCCCUUUCCAUCUCUCUACUCUUAUCACUCUUCCUACCUCUCUACCCGUCUGCCUUUUAUGUUUUACCUCCCUUUUCUCUCUCUUUUAGUUAUCUUUCUCUGGUCUGAAAAUAUAUAUACAUUUUGAAGAACAACGUAAUUCUUUGACCAUGUUAAUCGUUCUUUAUAUUUUCCAGUUGCUUUGCAAUUUACUUUUAUGUUUAAUUAUUUGAACCUGCAAGAUUUAACUUCAGUUCGAUGCAUCAUAUCUCUAAUUUGAUGCAUUUCUUAAUGUUCAAUUUGAAUAUAUUAAAUCAA
Molecule: messenger RNA, 699 nt
Organism: Strongylocentrotus purpuratus (purple sea urchin)
Lineage: Eukaryota; Metazoa; Echinodermata; Echinoidea; Camarodonta; Strongylocentrotidae
Exons: 3
Coding region: 22-360 (112 amino acids)
Source: RefSeq, a predicted model, not a curated record